AUGAACGGCCACGCCUCUCCUCUCGAUGUCCUCGUCACCAAUGGCACCGAGCCUGCCAUCAUCCACAAGAUCACGAAGUCCGUGCUGGAAGCUGGUGCCCCCUCCGGGCACCAGGCCAGGAGCAUUGCUGGGGUCCACGUGGAGGCCUCGGGUCAGACCCAGAGCCUCUAUGCCGCCAUGAAGCAGGGCCUCCUGCCCGAUGGGCUCGGGCUGGCCCUGCUGGAGGCCCAGGCGGCCACUGGGGGCCUCGUAGACCCUGCCCAAGGCCAGCUGCUCCCCGUAUCUGAGGCUCUGCAACAGGGUCUGGUAGGCCUGGAGCUGAAGGAGAAGCUGCUGGCUGCAGAGCGCGCAGUCACUGGGUACCCUGACCCCUACGGGGGUGAAAAGCUGGCCCUCUUCCAGGCCAUCGGGAAGGAGGUUGUGGACCGCACACUGGGGAUGAGCUGGCUGGAGGCCCAGCUGGCCACGGGGGGCCUGGUGGACCCCAGCCGGGGUGUGCGUGUAGCCCCAGAGCUGGCCUGCCAGCAGGGCCUCCUGGACCAGGAGAUGUGGCGCAGCCUCUCGGAGCGGGAGCCGGGCUGGCUGGACCCCAACACGCUGGAGCGGCUGUCCUACAGUCAGCUGCAGGGCAGGUGUGUGCCAGCCCCUGGCACAGGGCUGGCCCUGCUGCCCCUCAAGGUCACUUUCUAUACCCUGAGUGGGGCGGCCAGCUUGGCUGAGCUGCUGGAGGCAGGGAUCCUGGACGAGGAGACAGCCCGCGGCCUGCAGGAGGGCACGCUGGCCGCGCCAGAUGUGGGCGCGUGGCCCCAGGUGCAGUGCUAUCUGCAGGGCACAGGUGGCGUGGCGGGGGUCGUCCUGAUGCCCGCUGGCCACAAGAAGAGCUUCUGCCAGGCCGUCACUGAGCACUUGCUCCCUGUGGGCACCAUUCUUCCUCUCCUGGAGGCUCAGGCCGCCACCCGCACGCUGGUGGACCCAGCCACCGGCCGACGGCUCUGUGUGGAUGAGGCGGUCAAGGUGGGCCUGGUCGGCCCAGAGCUUCACGGGCAGCUCCUGGACGCAGAGCAGGCAGUGACGGGGUACCACGACCCCUUCAGCGGCACCCGCCUCUCCCUUUUCCAGGCCAUGAAGAAGGAACUGGUGGACAGGCCUCGGGCACUGCGGCUACUGGAUGCCCAGCUGGCCACGGGCGGGCUCGUGUGUCCGGACCGCAGGCUCCGGCUGCCCCUGGAGGCUGCCCUGCGCUUCGGCUGCCUGGACGAGGAGACACAGCAGUGUCUCUCGCAGGCCACAGGCUUCUCCGACCCUACCACGCAGGACAGCCUCAGCUACGAGCAGCUGCUGGCCCGCUGUGUCACCGACCUCGAGACGGGGCUGGCCUUUCUGCCCCUCUCAGGGGGGGCCCUUGCAGAGGAGCCACAGGGACCCCCGUUCAUUGAGUACAGCACCCGGCAAGCCUUGAGUGCAGCCAUGACCACCGUCCCCGUGGGUAAGGCCCAGGGCCAGCCCACGUCAUUGUGGGAGCUGCUCUUCUCCGAGGCUGUCUCCGUGGGGCAGAGGGCAAUGCUGGCCCAGCAAUACAAGGAAGGGACUCUCUCGGUGGAGGACCUGGCAGCUGCACUGAGGGCCACCCUGGAGCAGGCUGCAGCCACUGCCAGGACCACCUUUGCGGGGCUGAGGGUCGCUGUGACACCGGGAGAGCUGCUGAGAGCGGAGAUCAUUGGCCAGGACGUGUAUGAGCAGCUGGCUCGGGGACAGACCACAGCCCAGGACGUGGGCAGCCUGGGCUCAGUGCAGAGGUACCUGCAGGGCACUGGCUGCGUCGCUGGCCUGCUGCUGCCUGGCUCCCAGGAGCGGCUCAGCAUCCACGAGGCUCAGAGGAAGGGGCUCCUGCGGCCGGGCACAGCUCUCAUCCUGCUGGAGGCGCAGGCGGCCACCGGCUUCAUCAUCGACCCGAAGGAGAACAAGAGGUACUCCGUGGAGGAGGCACUGCGGGCCGGCGUCAUCGGGCCCAGCGUGUAUGCGAAGCUGCUGUCGGCCGAGCGCGCCGUCACCGGCUACACCGACCCGUACACCGGGGAGCAGAUCUCGCUCUUCCAAGCCAUGAAGAAGGACCUGAUCGUCCGGGACCACGGCAUCCGCCUGCUGGAGGCCCAGAUCGCCACGGGCGGCAUCAUCGACCCCGUGCACAGCCACCGCGUGCCCGUGCAUGUGGCCUACCAGCGCGGCUACUUCGACCAAACACUGAACUUGAUCUUGGCGGACCCGAGUGACGACACCAAGGGCUUCUUCGACCCCAACACGCACGAGAACCUCACGUACCUGCAGCUGCUGGAGCGCUGCGUGCGUGACCCCGAGACCGGCCUAUACCUGCUGCCACUCAGCAGUGCGCGGCCCCAGCUGGUGGACGCCGCCACGCGGCAGGCCUUCCAGAGCCGGCUGCUGUCAGUGAAGUGCGGGCGGUUCCGGGGGCGGCGGGUGUCCGCGUGGGAGCUGGUCAACUCGGAGUGCUUGAGCGAGGCCCGCAGGAGGCAGCUCCUGCACAGCUACCGGAUGCGCGCGGUCUCCCUGGACCAGGUCGUGCAGCUGCUGGAGAGAGAGGUAGUGAGGUGUGCCGACAUCACGUUGCCUGCGCUGCGGGGCCGCGUCACCGCCUACCAGCUCCUGGAGGCCCAGGUCAUUGACCAGGAGCUGCUGGACCGAGUGCUGGCUGGGGAGGUCAGCCCUGAGGCUUUGCUGCGCAGGGACGGCAUCCGUAAGCACCUGCAGGGCUCCGGCGCCGUGGGGGGGGUGCUACUGCAGCCCUCGCUUCAGCAGCUCAGCCUCUACCAGGCCAUGAAGCAGAAGCUGCUGGGGCCAGGAGUGGCGCUGGCCCUGCUGGAGGCCCAGGCCGCCACCGGAGCCCUCACCGACCCCCACAGUCUAGAGACUCUGUCGGCAGCAGAGGCCGUGCGCAGGAAGCUGGUGGGGCCAGAGCUGUAUGCCAGGCUGAGACGGGCCGAGGACGCCGUGACUGGCUUCCGAGACCCCUUCUCUGGGGAACGAGUGUCCCUGUUCCAGGCCAUGAAGAAGGGCCUUGUCUGUGCAGAGCAGGCUGCCCGCCUCUUGGAGGCCCAAGUGGCCACGGGAGGGGUCAUUGACCCCUCAGAACACUACCACCUGCCCAUGCCCAUGGCCGUCCAGCGUGGCUGCAUCGACCAUGAGAUGGAGACAGCCCUGGCCAGAUCCUCGGAGACCUUUCCCACACUGGAUGGCCAGGGACACACCAGCUAUGCCCGGCUUCUGGAGCAGUGUCUGAGGGACGAGGCUUCUGGCCUUUACCUCUUACCGCUGCCGGAAAGUGCCUCUGCCAUGCCCACAGACCAGCAGGUCCGGGAGACCUUGCAGGCCACGCAGGGGGCCGAGGACGGCACAUCCCUCUGGGACCUGCUGCACUCCAGCCACUUCACCGAGGAGCAGCGGAGGGACUUCCUGGAAGACGUCAGGGCGGGGAGGACCACCGUGCAGCAGCUCCAGGCGGCCGUGCAGACAUGGGUGCGGGGCGCGGAGCUCCUGGCACGGGCCCACGUCACCCUGCCCGGCCCACGGGGCAAGGUCCCCGCUGUCUGGUUGCUGGACGCUGGCAUCAUCUCCCAGGAGAUGCUGGCGGCACUGGCUCAGGGCACGCGCUUGCCUGCCGAGGUCGCCGAAGAGCCUGCGGUGAAGGCCUGCCUGCGGGGCACAGGGUGUGUGGCGGGCGUGCUGCUGCAGCCCUCAGGGACCAAGGCCAGCAUCAGCCAGGCCAUGAAGGAUGGCCUGCUGCCCGCGGGCCUGGGGCAGAGACUGCUGGAGGCGCAGGUGGCAUCUGGCUCCCUCAUCGACCCUCUGACGAACCAGAGACUGUCAGUGGAAGGUGCGGUCAAGGCCGGCCUGGUGUGUGGGACACUGAGCGAGCGGCUCCAGCAGGCCGAGAGGGCAGUGGCCGGCUACACGGACCCAUACUUGGGGGGCUCCCUCUCACUGUGGCAGGCCAUGGAGAAGGGACUUGUGCCCCAGAGCGAGGGCCUCCCCCUCCUGCAGGCACAGCUGGCCACGGGGGGCGCCAUGGACCCCAUCUAUGGGGUGCACCUGCCCCAGGCGGCAGCCUGCAGGCUGGGCCUCCUGGAUGAGCCAACAAGCCAGGCACUGGCUGGGACAGAUGAGGACAGUAAGUUCUUCUUUGACCCCAGCACACGGGACAAGGUGACAUACCAGCAGCUCAAGGAGCGCUGUGUCCUUGAUGCCGACACCGGCCUGUGGCUGCUUCCGCUCCCCCAGGACGUGGUGCUUGAGGUGGACGACCACACAGCAGUGGCUCUGAGAGCCAUGAAGGUGCCCGUCGGUGCUGGGAGGUUCAAGGGGCUCACAGUGUCCCUGUGGGACCUGCUGCACUCAGAGUACGUCACCGUCCAUAAGCGGCGGGAGCUGGCAGCACUCUGCCAGUCCGGGAGGGCCACGGCCCUGCGGCAGGUGGUCAGCGCAGUCACCGCCCUGGUUGAGGCAUCAGAAGGGAAGGCCUCACACGCUGUGUUCAGGGGACUCCGGAAGCAAGUGUCAGCCAGCGACCUGUUCAGGUCCCAGCUGAUCGACAAGAAGACUCUGGAUGAGCUGAAUAAGGGGACGAGGACCGUGCAGGAGGUGACGGAGAUGGACAGCGUGAGGCAGUUUCUAGAAGGAGGCAACUUCAUCGCCGGGGUCCUUGUCCAGGGCACAAAGGAGAGGAUGAGCAUAUCAGAGGCCCUGAGGAGGCACAUCCUGCGGCCGGGCACGGCCCUGGUGCUGCUGGAGGCCCAGGCCGCCACCGGCUUCGUCAUCGACCCCGUGGAGAACCGGAAGCUGACCGUGGAGGAGGCGUUCGCGGCUGGGAUGUUCGGCAAGGAAACCUACCAGAAGCUGCUGUCGGCCGAGCGCGCCGUCACCGGCUACACCGACCCCUACACCGGGGAGCAGAUCUCGCUCUUCCAGGCCAUGAAGAAGGACCUGAUCAUCCGGGACCACGGCAUCCGCCUGCUGGAGGCCCAGAUCGCCACGGGCGGCAUCAUCGACCCCGUGCACAGCCACCGCGUGCCCGUCCACGUGGCCUACCAGCGUGGCUACUUCGACGAGGAGAUGAACCGCGUCCUGGAGGACCCGAGCGACGACACCAAGGGCUUCUUCGACCCCAACACGCACGAGAACCUCACGUACCUGCAGCUGCUGGAGCGCUGCGUGGAGGACCCCGAGACCGGCCUGUACAUGUUACAGAUCGUAAAGAAAGGAGACCCGUACGUAUACAUCGAUGAGGCCACAAGGCAGGCUCUGCGGUCCAGGGCUGUGACGAUGCGCGUGGGCAGGUUUGCCGGCCAGAAGGUCUCCGUCUGGGAUCUGCUGUCCUCACAGUACUUCUCGGAAGACCAGCGGCGGAAGCUGGUCCAGCAGUACAGAGCGCAGACCGUGCGCCUGGACAAGCUGCUCGAGAUCAUCACCACCACAGUUGAAGAGACAGAGAAACGAAACCGAGGCAUCAGGAUGGCCGGCAUCGGUGGGGAAGUGACAGCCGCAGACUUGUUCAACGCCGAGAUUGUCGACAAAAAGACCCUGGACUCGCAGCACAGAGGGAAAGGUGAGGGACAGGACCUCAGCAAGCUGGAGCACGUGAAGAUCUACCUGGAAGGCCGCGGCUGCAUUGCAGGGGUAACUGUCCCCGCCACCCAGGAGGUGAUGAGCAUCCACGAGGCCAGCACGAGGGGACUCAUCCCCGCGGGGUUCGCGGCUCUGCUGCUGGAGGCACAGGCGGCCACGGGGUUCAUGCUGGACCCCCGCAGCCAUCAGAGGCUCUCCGUGGACCAGGCUGUGGCCGCCGGCCUGGUGGGUGAGGAGCUGCAGGAAAGGCUCUGGAAUGCGGAAAAGGCCGCCAAGGGCUACACGGACCCAGCCACAGGGGACACGCUCCCGCUGUUGGAGGCCAUGGAGAGGAAGCUAGUGAGUCGGGAGGAGGCCCUCAGACUGCUGGAGGUGCAGGUGGCCACAGGGGGAGCCAUAGACCCUCUGCGCCACCUCCGGCUCCCACUGGAGACGGCGUAUAGACGCGGCUGUCUGAACCAGGACAUGUACCCGCUGGUUUCGGAUCAGAAGCACAUGAAAAAGAGAUUCGUGGACCCCAACACGCAUGAGAAGGUGACAUACCAGCAACUGCAGGAGAGGAGCCGCCGGGAGGAGGGGGAGGGCUGGGCUCUUUUCCCUGUGGUCCGGGAUGAAACAGAUGCCAUGUACAUCGAUGAAGCCACAAGGAGGGCCCUGGAGACCAAGCGGGUGGCAGUCACAGUGGGCAGGUACAGGGGAAAGAAGCCAUCGGUGUGGGAGCUGCUGAACUCUGAGUAUGUGACAGAGGAGGAAAAACUGGAGUUAGUCAGGAAAUACAAGAGCGCCACCGCAUGCGCAUUGGAGCAGGUGGUGAAGCUGAUCGUCGCCAUGAUCGAUGAGAAAGAGAAGAGCACGAAGCAGCUGUGGUUCAGAGGCUUCAGGAGACAGGUCACAGCCGCAGAGCUCUUGAAGUCGGCCGUUAUAACACAGGACAUGCUGGAGGACCUGGAGGGCGGACGCAGCACGGUGGAGGAUGUCAAACGGGAUGAUGGGGUCAGGCGCUACCUGGAGGGCACGGGCUGCAUCGCCGGCGUGCUGGUGCCCGCCAAGGACAAGCCCGGGCGGCAGGAGAAGAUGAGCAUCUACCAGGCCAUGUGGAAGGGCAUCCUGCGGCCCGGCACGGCCCUGGUGCUGCUGGAGGCCCAGGCCGCCACCGGCUUCGUCAUCGACCCCGUGCGCAACCAGAAGCUGUCCGUGGAGGAGGCGGUGGCCGCGGGCGUGGUGGCGGCGGAUCCCCUGCAGGGCCUGGCCCAGGGCACCAAGACCCUGCAGGAGGUGACGGAGAUGGAAUCGGUCAGGCGCUACCUGGAGGGCACGGGCUGCAUCGCCGGCGUGCUGGUGCCCGCCAAGGACAAGCCCGGGCGGCAGGAGAAGAUGAGCAUCUACCAGGCCAUGUGGAAGGGCAUCCUGCGGCCCGGCACGGCCCUGGUGCUGCUGGAGGCCCAGGCCGCCACCGGCUUCGUCAUCGACCCCGUGCGCAACCAGAAGCUGUCCGUGGAGGAGGCGGUGGCCGCGGGCGUGGUGGGCGGCGAGAUCCAAGAGAAGCUGCUGUCGGCCGAGCGCGCCGUCACCGGCUACACCGACCCCUACACCGGCGAGCAGAUCUCGCUCUUCCAGGCCAUGAAGAAGGACCUGAUCGUCCGGGACCACGGCAUCCGCCUGCUGGAGGCCCAGAUCGCCACGGGCGGCGUCAUCGACCCCGUGCACAGCCACCGCAUGCCCGUGCACGUGGCCUACCAGCGCGGCUACUUCGACGAGGAGAUGAACCGCGUCCUGGCGGACCCGAGCGACGACACCAAGGGCUUCUUCGACCCCAACACGCACGAGAACCUCACGUACCUGCGGCUGCUGGAGCGCUGCGUGCGUGACCCCGACACGGGGCUGUGCCUGCUGCCGCUGGCCAGCGGGGGCUCCGCCGUGUACCAGCUGAGCCAGGAGCUGCGCGGGGCCCUGCGUGACCUCCGCGUGACGCCCGGAGCCGGCGCCCUCCGGGGCCAGAGCGUCUCCGUGUGGGAGCUCCUCUUCUACCAGGAGGUGUCUGAGAGCCUGCGGCAGGACCUGCUGGGCAGGUACCGGGCGGGCACGCUGACCGCGCGGGAGGUGGGCGACUCGCUCACUUCGCUGCUGGCCCGGGCCGAGCAAGGGAGCCCGCGCCCGGCCCCCGGGGAGCCUCAGGGCGCCCUGCGUGCCGCCACCAUGGAGGUCAAGGUGGGCCGCCUGCGGGGUCCGGCAGUGCCCGUGUGGGACGUGCUGACAUCCAGCUACGUGAGCGCCGCCAGGCGGGAGCAGCUGCUGGCACAGUUCAGUUCGGGGAAGCUGGGCCUGCCCGCGCUGACCCGCCGGCUCACCACCAUCAUCGAGGAGGCCGAGGUGGCCGAGGUGGCCCAGGGGACCGGACACGAGCAGGGGACCACCACGCCCGGCCCGCAGGAAAGCCACACGCUCGGGCGCAGUGACGGCGGGGCAGACCCCGAGGCCACCAGGCGCCUCCAGGAGCAGGCCCUGCUGUCCUGCCGAGGCCUGAGGCGACAGGUGUCCGCGUCCGAGCUGGGCACGUCCGGGAUCCUGGACUCUGAGACCCUGCAGGGCCUGGCCCAGGGCACCAAGACCCUGCAGGAGGUGACGGAGAUGGAAUCGGUCAGGCGCUACCUGGAGGGCACGGGCUGCAUCGCCGGCGUGCUGGUGCCCGCCAAGGACAAGCCCGGGCGGCAGGAGAAGAUGAGCAUCUACCAGGCCAUGUGGAAGGGCAUCCUGCGGCCCGGCACGGCCCUGGUGCUGCUGGAGGCCCAGGCCGCCACCGGCUUCGUCAUCGACCCCGUGCGCAACCAGAAGCUGUCCGUGGAGGAGGCGGUGGCCGCGGGCGUGGUGGGCGGCGAGAUCCAAGAGAAGCUGCUGUCGGCCGAGCGCGCCGUCACCGGCUACACCGACCCCUACACCGGCGAGCAGAUCUCGCUCUUCCAGGCCAUGAAGAAGGACCUGAUCGUCCGGGACCACGGCAUCCGCCUGCUGGAGGCCCAGAUCGCCACGGGCGGCGUCAUCGACCCCGUGCACAGCCACCGCGUGCCCGUGCACGUGGCCUACCAGCGCGGCUACUUCGACGAGGAGAUGAACCGCGUCCUGGCGGACCCGAGCGACGACACCAAGGGCUUCUUCGACCCCAACACGCACGAGAACCUCACGUACCUGCAGCUGCUGCAAAAGGCUACCCUGGAUCCCGAGAGUGGUCUCCUGUUUCUUUCUGUCCUUUGA
Messenger RNA from Pteropus alecto (black flying fox), 8886 nucleotides. RefSeq names its product epiplakin 1 (gene EPPK1). The record is from RefSeq and is a predicted model, not a curated record. Gene Ontology annotation, biological process: intermediate filament bundle assembly; wound healing. Gene Ontology annotation, molecular function: keratin filament binding; structural molecule activity. Gene Ontology annotation, cellular component: cytoplasm; cytoskeleton; membrane. NCBI's taxonomy places the organism in Eukaryota, Metazoa, Chordata, Mammalia, Chiroptera, Pteropodidae.